AUGUUACAAUCUCCACCUACUUCCCCACAGGAAAAAACCAACAAAUCAUCCAAUUCUGAUAUUAUUGAUGAUGAAGAUUUUGAACAACAUUCGAGUUUAACAACAAACUCUAAUUGGUCCUACUUUUCCAAUGAAAGUAAUAGUAAUUCUAAUAUUCCCAGUGGUGUUGUUGGUGCUUCUACUACUCAUCAUCAUACAAAAGUAGGCUUUGAUGAGGAUAUUGAUGAUUUACAUACGAAUACUUCGACUGGAUCGAUUACUUCACCAUUUUCUUCAUCGCUGAAGGAUUUUCCAUCAUCAGCCUCUUCCAUGCAUCAUAAUACAACAACAACAACAAUAUUAAAUAGUAAUAGUAAUAAUAGUAAUAAUAAUAAUAAUAUAAAUAGUGAUAAUAUGAAUAAUGAUGAUGAUGAUGAUAAUAGUGGUAAUAAUGGUCGUUCGAGAGGAAAUUCCAAAUUAUCUAUAUAUACCGAUAAUUUAAAUAUUAAAACUGUAAAAACUGUAUCACCAUCACCUUCUAUUCAAACUCAGCAACAACAACAAGAUUGGUUCUUUAUUGAGAAUGUAGAUUUUCCUGUUGGAACACAAUUAAAUUAUGAUGAAGGAAAUACACUUGAUUAUAAAUUGACAAUCUUUUCGGAUUAUAUCAAUUUCAAGACGACCAAUAAGGAGGAAUCACAAAAACUUGAAAAGGAGCUCAUUGCAGAAAAUAUUGGUUCAUUGGAGAAAACACCAGUGAGUGAGCAUUCACAUGUUCAAUUUGUAAUUUCACCAACAACCACUGCAACUUCUACUAGUUCAACAAAUUCAGAAUCAGGUGUUAUAGAUUAUGCUAAAUUAGGAGAAAGAAUGACUGAGUAUUUGAUUGCUUAUUUAAACUCUAAUGGAGGUGCUUUGAUUUUUGGUGUUCGAGAUGAUGGUGUUGUCAUGGGAAUGAAACUCUCUGAAAAACAAAGAGACAAGAUUAGACUCAUGUUUGACAAUUGUAUCAGAAAUUUCCAAAUUACACCAGCUCCAAGAGUUGCUAUCCAUUAUCGAUUGGAAUUCAAAAAAACAACCAAUGUACCUAGUUUGUGGAUUAUGAUUUUGGAAGUUAAGAAAUCAGACUUUUUCCACUAUGCUCACAUUAGAAGUCAUUUGAAAAGUUGGGAAAGAUUGUCUGCUUCCAACUUUUGCCUUUGUGACAGACCUCAAAGAUUCGUAGAGAGAUUGAGAGAAUUGAGAAGUACACAAGAGUAUCAAAAUGCAGUGAUUCAAAUACCAACCAUGUCUAGGAGAAAUUCAAUUUCCUCUAACAAUUUGCAGCAACAAGCAACAGCCAAUAAGACUGGCAAUACAAGCCCUAAGAGAAUGAUUGAUGGAUAUUUUACAUUGGUCUUUUCAGAUACUCAAUUAACUGUAUGCGAAACAGUUUUGGCACGUGCUGGAUUUGAUAAGAGAAUUUAUAGAUUGGAAUCUUAUUGUGGAAUGGAUGAACAGGGUAGAUUUUUGGUGGAUAGACCAUCAAAAUUCUUCAAAUUAAUUUAUCAAUUCUUACAAAUUGGAUACGUGAGCGUGAAAAUGUAUGAUUGGGCUGUUUUCAAAUUGGAAGCAGAAUAUUAUGGACUUGCUGAACUAUUGGAUGGCGACCAAACCACAACAGAGAAGUAUGACACUUUCGUAAUUCUCAAAAUGGUGAAGGGAACCCACAUCCACACCUCCAUUUCACAAGCAUCACUUUCCAACAAGAUUGGCACUCCACUCCUCUCCAACACACUCAAUGUAAGCAACAACGCUUUGAGUUUUACACAUCAGUUUGUGGUGGUGGUGGCGAACGGAGAGGAGAUUGCUGCCGAGAUGGGAAAGAUCUAUCAAAUUGAUCAGCAGAAUAGUUUACCUCUGAAUAAUAAUACAAUGGAAUCUGCUACAUUUGUUUACAAUCAACCACUUCCUUCCUUUUAUUUGAUGAAAGUGUUUUAUGAAUAUCCUACUACUACUACCGAUCAUGAUACAAAUUUUACAUUUUCAAUUUCUAAAUUUUCAUAUUUGAGACAUUUCAAAUUUGAUGCAAAUUUCACUGGACAAGAAAAGAUUUUUGUGGAUAUAAUGACAUUGGAUGGAAUUUUCAAUAGGGAUGUGAGUCAAAUGAAUGUAACUAUUAUUGGUAGUGGCGAAGCGGAACAUGUUCUUUCAGUUCAAGGAGAUGAAUAUGGAAAAUUGACAAGAAAUUGCAGGAAAUUGAGUUUUGAAUUGAAUCUUGCAAAGGCAGUUUCAUUGUCUGAAGGUGGAAAUGAAUUUUAUCUGGAUGUUUCACCUAACGAUACUCCAAAACCAAAGGAAAUUUCAUUGAAUGAGUGGAUUGAUGUUUCCUAUCCAUCCAGUUACUCAUUACAAACUGGUAAUCAAUGGAAUAGAGUGAUUACUCUUGCAUUCCCAAAACAACAACCAAUCUGUGAUGGAACAGCAUCUCCUCAAUUUGAGCUGGCUCCUGCAUCAAAUGUUAAUCCAAAAGAUAUUGCUGACACUAGAUAUCAAAAUAGUCAAGAUGAGCUUGUUGUUUUGAGAGCUUACAUGUUUUAUGAUGCUCACUAUUUGGAGAAACUUGAAAGCACAUUCUCAUUCUGGUAUCAAUUUGAUAACAUGAAGGAUAUUAAUGGAAACGAAGUGAAAAUUCAAGCAAAUUCAAUAACUUGUGGAAGUACUAUUGGAAGUGGAUAUCAAUUUGGAACUGUAAUUUCACCAAUUAUUCCAUCAUCUGAUAAUGAUGGACAGAUGGUUUGUGAUAUGUCAAACAAUCUCCUUUUUAACAAUUCUCUCAUUAUUGUUUAUGGUAAUAUCAAAAAGACAAUUCCACCAAAACCAUUCAUUUCAACACUUGCUGAUGGAACCAAAUUAUCUGGAUCUAUUACUUCUGCGAGUCCAGUUUACUUGAUUGCACAAACUCACGAUGACAGUUGCAUUACAUUUGAUGGCACCGUUUCUGGUAGCCCAUUAGCUAUUUAUGCUUUACAACAAAAGUCCAAUAUUAACAAUCCAACCCUUCCAACAAUAUCAAGCUAUACUGAAAAGCAAAUUGCUCAAGUUGGAUCCAAUUCAAUCAAAUUCUGCUCCAGCGAUGCAGUUUCUAAAGAAAUUGGAAGUGAUGUCCAACAAGUGGUAUUCCUCUUUGACACAACCUCAAAUGAUACUAUUUCAACUUACAAAUUCUCCUCUUCUAUUCAACCUUAUUGGAGAGUUCCAGUAAUUAUUGGAGUUUGUUUGGCUGCUGCAUUCGUUCUGGUGGCUGUUUUGCUUACUGCACUUGGAUUCUGGCUCUGUUUAAGAAAGAAGAAGAAAUAUGCCUAUAUUGAUAUUCAAUAGAUCGUCUCGUGGACAUGCUCUACAUAACUAAUAAAUAAUUGUAAACUUUC
Naegleria gruberi is the source of this 3389-nucleotide messenger RNA. RefSeq lists its product as uncharacterized. Lineage: Eukaryota; Heterolobosea; Eutetramitea; Acrasida; Naegleriidae. Bases 1 to 3339 code for a protein of 1112 amino acids. Gene Ontology annotation, biological process: protein homooligomerization. The record is from RefSeq and is a predicted model, not a curated record. The transcript is spliced from 2 exons.